Molecule: messenger RNA, 1887 nt
Organism: Monascus purpureus
Lineage: Eukaryota; Fungi; Ascomycota; Eurotiomycetes; Eurotiales; Aspergillaceae
Source: the annotation of a GenBank genome assembly
AUGCAUCCGAGGACGUCGAGUCCUUUCUCAGGCCAUGUAAAUCUUGCUUUUACAUCGCCAUCUGUCCCUUCCCCGGUCCAGAGAGUCGACGAUGAACAUGACUCUGGUGUGACCGCUAUGGGCUUGGUAUCGCAACCUCCUGACAGCGCUCACGGCUCGAUGAAAGAGUUCUUCGGAGACUCAUCAGCUAUUGCUUUUAUUAAACAGUUACAAGAUACCCUCCGGCCGAACGCGCCGACCAGGAUGGAAUCCAACCGAGAGCGGCGUCAGCACCGUGUCCAUGGACGGACAUCCUCGCCUAGGCCCAUAUCCUCUGCACCCUGGGUGAAUUCGCUGCCCCCUCGCACUUUGGCGGACCAUCUUGUCGACUGCUACUUCGCCAAGAUCCACACCCUCUACCCUUUCGUACACAAAUACGCGUUUCUGGCCAUGUACCGGUCCUUAUGGACAGCGCAGGGGAUUCCCUCAGGCAGGAAACCAACCAACGGACUGGGCCUCGGUGAUACGAGAGUCAAUCCCAUCACGUUCUAUUACGCGCUCAACGCUCUCUUUGCACUGGGAUGCCAAUUUUCCACCGUGGUCCAGGCCGAACGGGAAAUGACAUCGGAGGCGUUCUUUCGUCUGUGCAAACCGGCCCUCGACCUGGACUCUCUCCAAGGCAGCGACCUUGCCCUGGCACAAACGCUUCUAUUGAUGGUGCACUACUUGCAAGGGUCUCGUACCCCGGAUCGUUGCUGGCAUGUCAUCGGCACCGCCUGUAGAGUCGCUCAGGCAAUAGGGCUCCAUGCAGAUUCUGGCAACAGUAAUCGAUCCUUUGCCGAAGUACAGAUCAGGAGACGGGUAUGGCAUGGUUGUGUCAUGCUUGACCUGUCAGUCAGCACGAUUCUUGGUCGUCCACCGAUGAUCUCCCUGAAACCGGUCACGCCUCCUCCAGAAGCGAUUGAUGAUUGCUACCUGAAUGUGAGCAAUGAGAGAUGUGUGCAGCCUCCAAAUAUGCCUUCACGCGUGGCGUGGUUUGUGGAAACACUGAAGCUAUACGAGAUGCUUCGAAAGCUGUUGACUACACUAUACGACAACACGGGGUCAAAUAGAGAGGAUACUGCCGACAAAAAGGCCGAGAGUCUCUUUCAGAGUCAAAGCAUUUUAGCCAUUGACUUGGAACUUCAAGAAUUCAAAGGAGCUUUACCCACAAAUUUGAAUUGGGAGGCCCGGAGAUCCGAAGAACAGCCUGCUGCAUUUCUCCGGGAAAGAUAUCUGCUUAGGGCCAGAUUUACUCACAUAAAGGUCCUUCUCUAUCGGCCAGUCCUUUCUCAGAUGCUCCGUGAUGCCAGAGGGCUGGGAGAGAACGAACGCGAUCUGAUCGAGCACAGCGGGAUCCACUCAAAAUUUGUCUUAGAUUGUUCUGUCUGCGGUGUCCAGGCUGCAGUUGACCUUGCUUCCUUGGUUCAUGAGACCUGCAGCACUGAGCUAUCCAGUGUCUGGUUCUAUAGUGCUUUUUAUGCAUUUACUGCUGGAUCUGUCAUUUUGCUAGCUGAACUAUCACCGGUAAUCGUGAACAUCGUGACGCGAAGGGCACUGGAAAAAGCUUGGAAUCAGUGUCAGGAGUCCCUCAACUACCUUUCAUCAUAUAGCGAUACUGCGGGUCGCUGUGCUCAGACCUUGUCCAUGAUCCAGUCGAAGUGUCUGACUACUACCGACCAGCAGGAGCAAGAUGACCAGCCACCGGACUCUGGUGAACCAGCAAACCUCGGCCAGAAUGAAGCGGGCCGUCAUCCCGACCUGGCGCCAGAAGCAAGUUAUAUGCCGUUCACGGAUGACCUCUUCCGGGCUUUUGAUUUCAACGAUGAUACUCUUUUUGAUCCGUUCUGGUUCAAUCUUAAAUUCUAG